AUGGAAAUCGAUGUAAAUAAUCGUCGUAGUCGACAACGACGACGACAUGAUCAACCACGUUUACUUGAAAAACAAAUUCGUCCAGAAGUAUUUGAACGAUGUUUACAAUUUAUUGAUAUUGUUAUUAAUCAAAUUAUUUAUCAAGAAAAUAUUUAUCCGUCAAAUUUAUUUAUUCCUUGUCAAAUGUAUAAUUCACUUGUUUAUAAAUGUAUUGAUAAAGAUAUAUCAUCAUAUAUAACAUUAUGUAUUGCAUCAUUAAGAGAUUUAUUUUUUCAACAAUUAUCUGAUAUGAUUUCAAUAAAUAUAAUUCGAAAUAUUCAAAUUCCAAUUAUUCUUCGAAGAUAUUUAAUUGAAUUACAUACUAUACAUGAUCCAUGUUUACGUGCUAUUUAUGAUAAUACGAAACAAUUAAUUAAUCAAAUUGAUCAAGCAUUUUCACAAUGUAUUCAAACAAUUAAACAAAUUAAACCAUUAGAUAAUUAUAAGUUUAAUAAACGAUGGACAUUUCAAUUAAGAUUAUGUUCCGAUGGAAAAAAUAGUAAAGGUAUUACCAUAGGAGAAAUUCUACGUAAAAAACCAAUUUAUAAAGAAUUUCUAUUAAUUAAUCAACAAUCAGAUUUAUUAUCCAAUGGUAAACAAUCAAUUAUAUCAUCAAUUAAAUCAUUACAUACUGAAAGAAUUAAAUUACAAUUUAUGUGUGAAGAUGAUAAAUAUGAACAAGAGAAAUUUCAACAAUCGAAUCAAUAUUUAUUAAAUAAUAUAACUACUGAUCAACAAGAUACUGAUUAUGAAACUGAUUCUGAUAUCGAUGAUCAUCAGGACUAUUCCAAAGAAACAAAUGUGUCUUCUUCAGUUAGCAAAAAAUCAAAUGAAUCUGAACUUUGGCCAUUAACAACAAUGAAUAAUCCUUCAAUAUGUACAAUAGAUGAUCAAGAUAUGAAUUCAAAUGAUAAAAAGAGACAGAAUAAGAAGAAAAGAACGAUAAUUGAUACUGAUUUAUUAAUUGAUCGUUAUCAUAUAACACAAAAAGCUAAUCGAGAAAAUUUUGAUGCUCUUCAAUAUUCAUCUGAGAAUGAAGAUCAACCUCAAUCACCUUAUUCUCCUGAUAAUAUUUGGCAAAAAGAAGAAGAAGAAGAAGAAAACAACGAGGAUGAAGAUCUAUGA
Messenger RNA from Rotaria sp. Silwood1, 1164 nucleotides. NCBI's taxonomy places the organism in Eukaryota, Metazoa, Rotifera, Eurotatoria, Philodinida, Philodinidae. The record is from the annotation of a GenBank genome assembly.